This is a messenger RNA of Solanum tuberosum (potato), 2604 nucleotides long. Its product is annotated as probable disease resistance protein RPP1. The transcript is spliced from 2 exons. The record is from RefSeq and is a predicted model, not a curated record. Bases 373 to 945 code for a protein of 190 amino acids. Lineage: Eukaryota; Viridiplantae; Streptophyta; Magnoliopsida; Solanales; Solanaceae.
UUCAUUGCCAGAGAGCUUUGAACCAUCACAGCUCGUUGUGCUUUGUUUACCUGAAAGUAGGCUUGUUGAACUUUGGCCAAUAUCAAAGAAAUUGAGCAACUUGAAGCAUUUGGAUCUCAUGGACAGCUGUGAGUUAAGAAAAACCCCUAAUUUUGGUGAUAUGCCAAACUUAGAGACACUAAAUUUACACGGUGUGUGAAUUUGGAAGAGGUCCAUUCCUCAUUUGGACAUUGCAGACUGCUUACUUAUUUGAGUUUGGAAGGUUAUCGCAAACUUAAGAAGAUUCCAAAAUUUGUCUGCGUGGGAUCUCUUGAGACUCUCAAUCUCCUUGAAUGCACAAGCUUAGAAGAAUUUCCAGAAAUCUGUGGAGAUAUGCCGCGCUUAUCAAUACUCUAUGUAAAAUACCCGUGGAUAAGAAGCUUACCUCCAUCUUUCAGCAGCCUUAGAAAUUUGCAAUUGACUGAGUGUGAAGUUCUUGAGAGUAUUCUGGACGCCAUUCAAAAUCUUAGAGAUCUCAGUAUUUCAGGUUUCAAUAAAUUUGCAACACUGCCAAACAACCUCUUUGAAUCACAGCAAUUGGGAUGUCUUGGUAUAUACCGAUGUUCUGGAUUGGUAAAGCUCCCCAUAUCUCUUGGAGUUCAAAAGAAGCUCCGUUUGUUAGAGAUAGAUGGAUGUGAGAACUUAAAGAAGCUUCCAAGCUCGAUUCAGAUGAAAUCCCUUCAAAAGCUCAAGAUAUCUAAUUCCCCAAAAUUAGAUACAUUUCCAGAAAUCAAUGGAGAUAUGCAUUACUUGACACAGCUGACUCUGAAUUCUACUGGGAUAAGAGAAGUGCCUUCAUCCAUUGGGCAUCUAGGAGACCUCGAAUAUCUGCAAUUUGAUGAAACUUCGAUGUCUUUACCUCGACGGGUGCAACAAGCUAGAGAAGCUUCCAGAAAACAUUGGUGAUUUGCAAGAUUUACAUAUACUUGAUGCGAGCGAAACUGCAAUCUCCCAACCACCUCCCUCCAUCACUAAGCUUGGCAAACUGUGGAAGUUACGAUUCUCACAUGAACAACAAUUUCAACAUUCCUCAAGUUUUGUCUUGAAUCAAGUAUCAGGUUUAUCCUCCUUGACAUCACAUGAUCUUAAUAAUCACAACAUAUUGAGUGGACUUCCUGAGGAUUUAGGAUCUUUGCACUCUUUGGAAAAUUUGAAUGUAAGUGGAAGCAAUAUUUCUUGUUUACCAAAAAGCUUCAAAGGACUCUUACACCUUCAGCAUCUGAACGUAUAAUUCUGUCAGAAUCUUAAUGAACUGCCAGGAGAGCUACCCCCAAAUUUAAGGGAGCUAUUUGCUGAUUAUCAUCUAACUUUGAAGAGCAGCAAAAAUCUCGUAAUUUGUUGUCUUAAGCUGAACCCAUUUUGGUAUACUGAUAAAUUCAUGGGUUUUUUGAUAAGUUACGGUCCUACUAGACUGGACGCAAGAUUAGAAGCUACAUUGGUCUGCAAGUCUGACCCUGAAAGAAAAUAUUCCUUGGAGUAGAACUACAUCCCUGAAUAUUCGAGGUUCGAGUAUCCUUUCAUUUGUUGUGCCUAUAUACCGUUUGAAACAUUGUGGUAUGCUUCUGACAAUAAAGAAGGGAAGAACCCAAAUGAUGCAAAGGUCUGUUUAUGACUUGUUUUACAUCACAAUUUUCAAAUAUUUUUCUGUCUUUCUUAAAUUUUGUAUUCAACCAAACAUGUAUCAUAAAAUGGUAUGGAAAGUGUAUGUUCUACAUUGUUGGUACAAUUUGUAUGUACCCUUCUCAAAUGAAAAUUAAUUAUAUACCAGGAAUUUGUAUCGAUGAUAGAUGGAUGAAAUUUUUAUUUAUAAUGUUGGUGUUUGAGUGGGAAACAACUUCUCUACCUUAACUAGGUAAGGGUAAAGUUACGUACACACCAUCUUCCUAAGAUCCCUUUAUAUGUAAAAGGUAACUUGGAUUGGGAGAGACAUUUUUAAUUUGAAAAUUAAUGCUAUUAAAAAUAAUUGAGUCCUAUUGGAAGGGGUAUGAGAUUUUAGUAUGUCAUUUGUGAAGCUGAUAUUGGGCUUAUAUAAGAUCUGUUUAGCCAUAAAAAGUAGAAGUAGUAUUUCUGUUUAUGAUGUGUUUGCUGCUAAUUGACUCUCAAGUAUACGGUGAUAUUGUUCCAUAGAAUUUGUAUAUAUAAUGUAAAUAUAAAAACUGGAUGCUCCAUUGUGAGUUGAGAAAACUUCUGUAGCUCAAUAAGCUGAUUGAAGCCUAUUUCUUUUUAAAUUUACAUAAACACUUUAAAACUAUUCUGAAUCCAAACAGGCUCUUAUAUACCUCAAUAGUUAGCUUUUGGUGUGGUUCUCUCAGGUCAGUCAUUCUUUUCUGCUUUUUCUUCUAAAUUAUUAUGAAAUUUUUCUUCAAUUUCUGGACAAUUCCUCAGGUAGGGCAACAAAUUUAUAUCAUUUACAGGAAGGUAUGAUUAAGUUAAAAUGGGGAAAACUUAUAUUUGUCCCCAAUUUGCUACUCAUUUGUUUAAUUUGUCACUGCAAUACUGCAAAAGGGUACAAUGAUAUGUCAUGAAUUAGAAAGAUGAUAACAAGUUUUCUACAGAGGCUUGGAA